GAAGCUUUUACGAUGUAUAAGGCAAGUGCUCCAUUGCGAACGCGAAAAUGAAUGAGCAUUGUUUCCUUUUUUUUUCCCCCCUGCGCCCUCGAGCGGAAGCUACAAAUUUAUAUGAACGCAUACCCCGCAUAUUUACACUCCUUUUACGCAUUUAUGCGGCGCCCCAUUUUGUGUGCAUCCAUUUUGCCAAUAAGCCAAAAUUCGAAUAUGUACACAAAGGGGCUAAUCACGUUCGUUCCUUUGGGACCAACGUAUGAGGAAAAUGCCAUAUGACUAACAAGGUGAGCAUGCGCCUGUGAUAGUUUUGCGCCCCUUUCCCUUUGUUGCACCGCUUGUUAGGUAUAGAGAUAAUUUGUCCGAUUACCACUCUGCGUUUUCUUCCAAGUUUGCCAUUCUGCUUACAAACGUGUGGCCCACUUGGGGAGCACAUCCCUUCGCGUAUGUACCCAUCAGUCUGAUUUCCAACAAAGGGGGGUUAUCGCCAAGAGCCCAUUUCGUAGUCACGCGUUCACGCAUACGCACACGCACGUAACGAUAAGAGUUUAUACAAAGGAGGGGAAGACUUUUUUCUGUCCUGCGAAAUUGCAUUAACCACUCCGCGAAAUGAUUGAAGAUCCGGUAGACGAAAACUGCCACGUAUACCUGAACGCGAAAAACUGGCUGAAAGAAUUCGAACAUACAAAAAUACACGAAAAUGAUUUGAACGAAGUCCUUAUGAAUUUCUUUUGCGUACACAGGAUGUAUGACGUUGCGAGUGAGUUUCAGAAGGAGGCCCGGGUAAAGCCUGACAUGCCAAUAGACACAGUAAAAAUCCGUUACCUAAUUCAAAGUGAAAUUAUGAAUAACAAAAUUGAGGAGGCCAUAGAACAUAUCAAUAAUUUAGACAAGGGGAUUUUGAAGAAGCAUAAGGACCUCGUAUUCUUCCUCAAGAAGCAGCAGUUAUUAAAAUUAAUUUUGAACAAUAACAUCAAUGAGGCGAUAUUAUAUUCGCAGCAGGAGCUGGCCCCAUACGUGAAUGAAAAGCCAUCCCUUAUUAGCGAGAUCGAUGACGUCAUGAUGCUCAUGGCAUACCAGGACUUUAACAGCGAGGAGGCCAAAAAGCUAAUCCAAAAAAUCGAGAAGAAGAAAAACACCCUGAAAAGGAUCGACGACAUCAUCUUAAGUUACUACAACGUGGACAGUGAAAGCACACUGGAAUAUAUCGUGAAAAAUAUCUUCUUCACGCAGAAUGUGUUGAGUUCGAAGUACCCGUGCAGCAUCCCCAAGCUGAAGAACCUGAAGACCGGCUACAUCGAGUAUUACGAAAAGCAGAAAAAGAGAAAGAAGAAAAAAUCGAGCCGAAAAAGUAGGCACAAGGGCAAGUCCAAGGAGAAGAUUUUCGACGACAAGACGGGGGAAGACACGGCGAAGGAUUUCGAGGCGACGAACGAGGAUGACUAUCGUUCCGUUUAGCGCAGCGCGCUGUGGUUUAAGUGGCUGCUUACGGAUGUACGUAGGUACUUAUGCAUCCAUGUGUUAUGCAUUCAUUUAUGUGCUUUUUUUUUUUUUCAUGUUGAUGCGUGCACAUGGGAGUAACUCGAGAGU
Molecule: messenger RNA, 1584 nt
Organism: Plasmodium vivax (malaria parasite P. vivax)
Lineage: Eukaryota; Apicomplexa; Aconoidasida; Haemosporida; Plasmodiidae
Exons: 9
Coding region: 604-1452 (282 amino acids)
Biological process (GO): proteasome-mediated ubiquitin-dependent protein catabolic process
Cellular component (GO): nucleus; cytoplasm
Molecular function (GO): protein binding
Source: RefSeq, a predicted model, not a curated record